Dimorphilus gyrociliatus is the source of this 2566-nucleotide messenger RNA. Lineage: Eukaryota; Metazoa; Annelida; Polychaeta; Dinophilidae. The record is from the annotation of a GenBank genome assembly.
GGCAAGCAGUUUUAAUUUUCGUCCGCUCUGCACUAAUAUGACGACAAAUCGAUAAAAUUUUAAUUACGUAUUAAAACUAAAUUCUUCGAUGGCUGGAAUGACCAAGAAACUGUCCAUAAAUUUUAUUGCAAAAUCAGCGAGACCUAAUAGACGUAAGAGCGAAUCUAAAGAGGACAACACAUUGGAUGAUAACAAGGAUGGUGAUGCUUAUCAAACUAUGUCCUUAGACGGGGAAUCCGCUUCAGAUUUUAAAUUGCUUCAUAACAACAUCCGAUCGUUUCAUGAGAACUUAAAGAAUUUAAACAGCGUUUUUCAAAUGAAAGCAGAGGAGGGUGAAACAAUCCGACGAUUAGCUCAUGAUAACUUGGGUCAUGUUUUACAUGUGCUCAAAGAAAUACUGGAAACUCACCCCAAUCUAAAUAGUAAUGCGUUAGUUAUUGCUGUUUUGAAAUUGAUUAAAGAGAUUAGAGGUAAGAUAUCCUCGAAAGACGACACCCAUUUAAAAGAUAUUUGUAAAGUGUUAUUGUUCUUUUCUUUUGUACAUUGUUUCUUUGAACCAAUUAGCGAUUGAGUAUUAAAAUUUGUUGAAAAGAUGUCUUACAAUAAUUGCUAUUUUAAUUUAGCGCUUCCUCAUAACGUUAAAAAAGAGAAACUAGAAGAAUUGAUGCAGGAUUGUGAUAGUUUGGCCAGCUUGCUAUCAACGAGUGUCUCAAGUUACGUGCAUAAGGAAUUAGAUGAAUUUAAGGAAAUCAAUAGGCAUAAGGAUAGCCGUUAUAACUCUUCGGAGCAGAUAGAAUCCCCCGUCGAAGAAGCAUCGGGGAAACAGCUGGACGAAAUGGUAGAUAAAGUAAAAAAUGGCGUCGAUGAAUGCUUUAAAAGAGCAAAGGCGUGGGCGAAUUAUGUAAAGCAAUUGACGAAAUAUGUGGAGCAAAGAUGCUCUUGCGAAAUGGAAUUAGCUCGAAAUGUAAAAAAAUUAGCAGAAAAUUAUAUGGUUACUCUUAAAACGGAAGAAGUUGAACACACAAAAGCUCUGGAAGAUAUGUGCCGACAAAUCAAGGAACAUCAUUUUGUGUCUCAGAUGAGGGAUCAAGUCAAAUACCAUGAAGAUAAAAGAAAAACCUAUUAUAACAUGUGGACAAAGGCUAUAAAAUCAAGAAAAGAAGCCGAGGAAACAAUGAUAAAACUUCGUAAUGUAUAUGAUCGAGCUCAUGCUGAUAUGGAUCGUUUGAAGAUGCAAUGGGGAUCCAUAUCGGAACAAGAUGAGCCUAAGAGUAAAGAAAGAGCCGAAAAGAAAUAUGAGGAAGCCAGAACGAAAGUAAUUGAGCAUGAAAACUCUUAUAAACAAAGUAUUGCUGAAGCUAAUUCACAAGUGCAGCAAAGCUAUAAAACUCAGAAAGGUAUUAUAACCGCCCUAAGACAAUUACUCAGUGAAGGAGAUGCAAAAUUACGAGAGCAAUCCUAUAAACUAUUUCAAAGUCGAAAAUUAGUGGCCGAAUCUUGUCCUCCUCAACUCGCCCAAAAUGAGGAAGAGUGUAAAAAAUACUCGGUUAACUCUCAUUACGCUGAAUUUAUUCGCGAUCUUUGCAAAAAUUCCGAAAAAAUAGAAUUCGAACCCGAACCUUUCAAAUUCGAACCAUAUGAAGGACGAAGAAAACACGAUGUAAGUGAUACUGAUUCUAUCAGUGGUAGUAGUUCGAAAAGUAGGGAAUCAUCACCGGUAUCUGGAAGUCCAAGGAGCCAUAGACUAUUCGAAGUUAGCUUGAACGAAUAUUCAAAUAGAUAUGGGUGUCUCGUGCCUCCUAUUGUCACGAAAUGUAUCGAUUUUCUAGAAUCUGGUGAUAAUUUAAUGAAAGAAGGUCUAUAUAGAGUUCCUGGACUUGUAUCUAAGGAAAAACAAUUGACAAAAAUGUUUGAAACACAUGAAGUAGUUGAAGAUUUAACAGAUUCUGGAUAUCAUGUUGUCGCGUCCGUUCUGAAAAAAUACUUUAGACAGCUUCCUGAGCCUCUACUCAUGGUUCGUCUUUACGAUGACUUUAUAAAAAUUUCCGAGAAAUUUCCUGAACCAAUAACUCUAGCAAAUGAUCGUUUAAAGGAGAGCUUAAGGGACGUCGUUAAAAAACUGGAUAAACCACACUAUGAGACUUGCGCGACUCUAAUGAAUCAUUUAUAUAAGGUUGCUGAACAGGAAUCUAAUCACAUGGAUGCUUUUAAUUUAGGUGUAGUUUUUGGUCCUAAUUUAAUGGGAGAUAGACAGAGGGCUGCAAAUAUGCAAGAAAAUCAGGAUCGAAUUAACCGACAAAAUAAAGUUAUUCACAUAUUAAUAGAAUUCGCUCCUGAAGUAUUCAAGACUAAGGAAAAGGUUGAGUUGCCAUUUUGUAAUCAAGUUCAAACGUUCAUCGAUUCAGCUAGUCAGAAUGAUUCAGAUGAUGGUGCUAAUAGAAGAAAUUCGUAUCCCAGUACACUUUUAAACGACAGUAUAGAUGCGGAUGACGAAGGUGACGCUCAUCAAUCUGCUCCAUCAUAUGAUAAUAUUUCCAAAGACGAAAGGUCACCUCAUUUCGUGUGA